Messenger RNA from Sphenostylis stenocarpa, 342 nucleotides. The record is from the annotation of a GenBank genome assembly. NCBI's taxonomy places the organism in Eukaryota, Viridiplantae, Streptophyta, Magnoliopsida, Fabales, Fabaceae.
AUGGCAAAGUCAUUGAGAUCAAAGAAGGAGAAGAGGCUGAGGGCAAUUCGAAGGGAGAUUGUUGAACCUUUCUAUGACAAGAAAGAAGCUGCUAAGCUGGCUGCCCAAGAGGCUGCCCUUGCUGCACCAAAGUUGGAGGUUCCUUUGAAAUCAAAUACUGCGAUGGAUGUGACCGCUUCCACUAACAACACCAACAUGGAUGUGGAGAUGGGUGACGGCAGUGAAAGCACGGCUUCCUUAAAGCCUGUUGGUGGAAUAGGGAAGAAAUCCAAAAAGAAAUUGAAAAUUGCUAAAAAGAAGCGUCGUGGUAAGGGAAUGCUCGGGAAAAAGCGUAAAAUAUGA